This is a messenger RNA of Carya illinoinensis, 1667 nucleotides long. Its product is annotated as DDRGK domain-containing protein 1. NCBI's taxonomy places the organism in Eukaryota, Viridiplantae, Streptophyta, Magnoliopsida, Fagales, Juglandaceae. The record is from RefSeq and is a predicted model, not a curated record. The transcript has 11 exons. Bases 291 to 1184 code for a protein of 297 amino acids.
GAGCAAAGCAGAGAUUUCAGCCCUCACUGAAUAUGUGUGCCACAAGCAGUUAAGGAGAGGAGAGCUAAAACUGAAGAAACAAAAAGGGAGCCAUUUUUUCACGUCAGAAGGGAGGAAGAAGAAAAAACCGAAGUUUCGAAUGUCAUAUUUGUAGGACUUGUUCGAUUGUUACGAUUUCGCAUUGACAGCUUGGUGAUGCUGUUGGGGACUACGAAAUUAGUGUUGUUUGAUGAUGCUGAUGUGAUGGAAUGUUGACUUGUUUUCUCAGUUUAGGAGCUCGAGAUUGAAAGAUGGAAGAACUUUUUUUUGCCAUUCUCUCUCUCCUUCUUGUUGUUGCAUUAAUUCCUCUCUACCUAUGGAAACGACAUCAGGAUUCUCCAUCACGUGUUGAAAACGAAGAACAUGAGGUUCCACAGAGAGAAACAGUUGUACGUGCUACUGGUGCCCGUCGAAUGCGUCGAAGACCAGCUGCUGGAGCCAGCACAUCAUCUGCACCAGCAGCAAGUGUUGAAGAAACUGUCGACGACAGUGACGAUGAAGCUGUUGCGGGUGAGAAUUAUGAGGCUAAAGCAUCAAGGAAAAAAGAAAAGAAGCGGCAAGAGCGGGAAGCACAACGUCAGGUUGAUCAAGCUGCAAGAGAUUCAAGGCAAACAAAACAAGACAGGUAUGCAGAAAUGCGGAGGAGGAAGGAUGAGGAGCAUGAAGCGAAGGAGCGUAUGCUGGAAGAAGAAGCGGAGGCUCGUAAGGCCAGGGAGGAGGAAGCUGCUGCUUUAGAGUUUGAGAAGUGGAAAGGAGACUUUUCAGUUGAUGCCGAAGGUACUACAGAGAACGAAGUGCAAGAUGGAAAUCAGGGCUUACUUUCCAAUUUUGUGGAAUACAUAAAGAACCACAAAUGUGUUCCCUUAGAAGAUCUUGCUGCAGAAUUCAAGCUACGCACUCAGGAAUGUAUCAAUCGUAUCAACUCCCUGGAAAGCAUGGGGCGACUCUCUGGUGUCAUGGAUGAUAGAGGAAAAUACAUAUACAUCUCCCUAGAGGAAAUGAAAGCUGUUGCUGACUAUAUUAAGCGUCAGGGGAGGGUUAGCAUCUCACAUCUUGCUAGUAAGUCCAACCAGUUCAUUGAUUUGGAGCCAAAAGCCCAGUUUGUUGAGGAAAUCUGCAGUGUCGAGGAGAUUACUGCCUCUUGACUCUAGUGAAUCUAUGCCGUUGGAAUACACUAGUAAGACACUGAAUGCAUAAUGAAAAAUAGGUUUUAUUCCAUUCUGUACAUGAGUUCCACAUCAUAAGCAACCAACCUCCCGUUUUUUUAUUCCCUUCCUGUGCAAAGAAAUGCAACAUAUGUUCAAAAUGGGAAAUUAGCAAGAUAGUGUUUGUGGACUUCGUUUCCCUCGAGAGAACGUGGCUCCCGAACUCUUAAAACUCAAGUCGUAGGGUGAUGUUUCCGUCACAUAUCAUGACCGAAUAUGAUGCUCAAUGGUAUUUCACACACAAUUUUCUUUUUCUGUUUACCUGUUUCUGUAUGGUUGUAAUAUAACUUGGAUUUGAAUUUCCUACCCUAACUCUUAGGUCUUGUGUGAGAGAGAUAUAUGAAGUCUCAUAACAUCUAUUGACCACUAAAUGUUGUUUGAAAAACUCAAUCGGGUUACUAUAAAUGUUGUGAAAUUCAUUUU